Arabidopsis thaliana (thale cress) is the source of this 1122-nucleotide messenger RNA. RefSeq names its product F-box and associated interaction domains-containing protein. The record is from RefSeq and is marked reviewed. Bases 1 to 1122 code for a protein of 373 amino acids. The transcript has a single exon. Lineage: Eukaryota; Viridiplantae; Streptophyta; Magnoliopsida; Brassicales; Brassicaceae.
AUGACGAUACCCGAGCUGCCAAAGGAUUUGAUAGAGGAGAUACUCUGUUACGUUCCGGCGACAUAUCUGAAACGAUUACGUUCUACUUGCAAAGGAUGGAACCGUUUAUUCAAAGAUGAUCGAAGAUUCGCCAAAAAGCAUUAUGACAAAGCCGCAAAGCAGUUUCUACCCCUCAUGUCAACCAACGAAGAGCUUUGUGCGAUGAGCGUCAAUCUCCAUGGAACGAUACCAUCUUUAGAGGUAAAAGAUAAGCCUUGGCUAUUCGUUUCAGAUUCUAAGCAUUGUGAUAUCGAAAUAUCUCGAAUCUUUCACAGUGGCGGCUUGUUGUUAUGCUUCUCCCGAGACGGCGAAAUUUCAAUCAUAGUUUGGAACCCGUUAACUAGUGAAACCAGGUUGAUUCGAACCCGGAAUCGUCGCGAUAAAGGACGCAACUUUGUUCUUGGAUACUAUCAAGAAGACAAAAAAACCUACUACAAAAUCUUGAGCUUUUAUCUUGAUAGCAAAGAUUUCGAAAUCUUCGAGUUUAACUCUGAUUCAUGGAGGUUUAUUGAUGAUAUCUGUCCAGGCUUGUCCUUGCUAUACUCUGAUCAAUGCGUGUCUUUGAAGGGAAAUACAUACAUGUUUGCUAUAGAUGACUUAAGUGUAUCCUUGCUCAAAUAUGAUUUUUCAACAGAGACAUCUGUUCCUGUACCUCUUCCCUAUAAAAGUCGUUCUUUUGAAGCUAUUAGUCUUUCCGUGGUUAGAGAAGAGAAGCUCUCUGUGUUAUUACAGCGAGAUAAAAGUUCGAAAACUGAGAUAUGGGUGACAAAUGUGAUUGAUGAAACCACCACCAAAGUGAUGGUGGUGUCGUGGAGCAAGGUCUUAUCAUUGGAUUUGAGCCCUGAUCUUAAAAUUAGGUAUGGAGAAAGUUUCUUGCUGGACGAAGAGAAGAAAGUGAUCAUGAUUUUUAAUAACCGGAUGGAAGAAGAGAACAAAUCCGAAGACAAACUAUACAUUAUUGGGGACGACGAUAAUAAAGCCACACAAGUAUAUACAAUCCAUGGAUAUGGACCAGCUGUUUUUAACUAUUUUCCAAGUUUGGUUCAAAUCGAGCAAAGCUCUAGGCAAGAGGAAAAGAGUUGA